Molecule: messenger RNA, 3589 nt
Organism: Alligator mississippiensis (American alligator)
Lineage: Eukaryota; Metazoa; Chordata; Crocodylia; Alligatoridae
Gene: MORN3
Product: MORN repeat containing 3
Exons: 6
Coding region: 230-970 (246 amino acids)
Source: RefSeq, a predicted model, not a curated record
ACAGUGUUGUUCCCUGGAUGUGAUUCUCACAUCUCUUCCCUGCAGAAAUGGGCUUGUCUGUUGUGAAAGUUUGCUUGAGUUGCUAUGGCUACCCCAGCUGGAGCUCGCGGUACCGUACACAGACUCCAGCUCCUGCUGCUAUAAUGCUGUAGUUCUCCAGCCCCCCCGGCCGUUCCCUGCAGGACGGACAAACAGAUCAGCCCUGAACUGACUCUGAGCUAAGAACAACAUGCCCUUUGUAAAAUAUCCUAGGACUGCAGAGCCUCUCUGGAAUGAAUGGGACAGGAAAGCCCAGAAAAAUGGAUUAAGACAUACUAUUUAUGCUGUAAAUGGGGAUCACUAUACUGGGGAAUGGCUGGACAAUUUAAAACAUGGUAAAGGAACGCAGAUCUGGAAACGCACAGGAGCAAUAUAUAAUGGUGACUGGAAGUUUGGAAAACGAGAUGGAUAUGGAACGUACAGCAUUCCUGAUCCUGUAACUAAAGGAUAUAAGAAAGUGUAUUCAGGCUGGUGGAAAAAUGACAAAAAAUGUGGCUACGGAACUAGAUUUUAUUCAGACGCCGAAUAUUACGAAGGGGAAUGGAGCAGUGGGCAAAGAAGUGGCUGGGGCAGAAUGUACUACAAGGAUGGAUCCAUCUAUGAAGGGCAAUGGCUGAAAGACCAGCACAGCGGCCAGGGAAUGCUUCGCCUAUCAAAUGAAAAUCGGUAUGAAGGAACCUGGAAAGAUGGAAAGAAACAUGGGCCAGGAAAGUUUUUCUACUUGGACAAAGGACAGCUGUUUGAAGGUUUCUGGGUUGCAGAUGUGCCAAAGUCUGGCACUAUGAUUGACUGUGGCAGGGAAGCAGCUCCAGCCCCUACUCAGUAUCCAAUCCCAAAGAUUGAAUUGGCCAAUCCAGAUGGUGUUUUGGAAGAGGUCUGGGCAAUGUUUGAUGACCGCCAAGAAGAUCAAAUGGAUGCUGGGAGAAGAUGAGAGAAUGCAGUCCUCGGUUUCCUCAUUUGGAACAUUGUCCUAGGUCUGUAGAGUACCAUAUUGGGCUGCGCUCUUUAAAGCAGAGACAUCUGCAAGCUCACUCUGUUUCCAAACACUUUGCUAGCACCUCCAAACCAUCCGUGUGGACUUCUUUCUGUAUUCAUAUUUCCAAAUGAACUAUUUUGCUUGGGAGUUUGGAAGCUGAAGAGACCUUGUAGGAAGAAAUAAUCCUGCCCACAUAUAUACUGAAGUCAGUGGCUUUCUCCUAUGAAACAGGAAACCAACUUCUAGGCUGUUUUAAUGCCAUACAAUACAGUCAAAUAGACUGAAAGCUAAGCACACACCCUUUACACUAUCUUCCAGUCGCAAGAAUUUGAGUCAUGGCAGAAUCUUGGAAGAUGCAUAUUUUCCGUUCUUCAAGCCACAAACACAAAGUUAAUUUAGUCCUAGUGUUAAAUAAGGGACGCGCAGAUGCCGGCAUUGCAUACUUAUCAGCCGGAGACUGGCUGACUGUUGUCAGCCUGGUAUUGCAGAACAAGACCAUGUCUACUGGUGGCCACAGAAGAAAGCAGCUACAGCAGCCUGAAUUUCUUCCUACUAUAAUUCCAUGAUGGUAGCUGCAUUUUAAAAAUCAGCUUAUAAACUCCAGGUAGCUUUCCUGGAACUUGAUAACGUAAGAGUAAUUUUUUUGCUGGAUUAUAUACUAACUAAACAAACACGAGUCUGGUUUGCAGCCUGACUCAGGACUCCUGCAUCACAGUGGUAUGAAGUUAGCCUUCAGUGGAACAGCUAACCCUAAAGCAAGAGCACUAAGUGCUAUCCCUACUCUCCACGUCCAGUUAAUCAAAUAGAAUUGACCCAACAGUGCCGGUUUCUUUUUAAAAACACCCCAUUAUUCUUACAGGAUACUUUUUUUUGAGCUGAGCUUGAAUGCAACAACUAAGCCUUUGCACCUUUGAGGAGUAUUUCUCAUUCAAGCUCCAGUGAAUAAGCUUUUUGUGGAUGAACAAGCUAAAUUGGAGUUUGAGUUCUCUGCACAGCCUAUAGCGCCACACUUGCAUCAUCUAUUUAAUCUGCCCUCUGAUUUAGCUUCAGUGCUGCAGUCUAGCCAGAUUGUGACACCCGACUGCACUGGUCACAUGGCCAUACUCACUUCCACAGAGAGUGAACUUCUUCAUUGAACAGCUGGGGGAGAUGGGCACAGUGUCUUAGCUCAGUACAAGUUACUUCUUUUCAGGGCCUUUUCCCACUUGCACACGAGAUGGGAGGCAGGAUUUCUUUAACAUGCUGUAGGAAACUGGAACAUAGGAAAAAAACUGAAAUGCCCUCUCUCUUGUACCCCUUCCCCACACCCCUCUUGCCUUCCCCCAACGACACUUAGUAGAACCCACCAUUGCGCGCAGAAGCUGAGCUUCACACAAAUGUCAAGCAGGCCCGACAGAUCUGGGAAUGGAUGUUGCCACAAACCAAAAUGGGCAUUGCAACAAACCAAGUUCUAAUUCUUUUCCCCCCCCCCCCCCCCGCCAUCAAUAUGAGAUUGCAUCUUUCUCUCUACAUUUAAUACAAGGAUGAGAGAAUUUAACCACUCUGUGACCAAAGGUCACCGCUGCCAAUUUUAGCAUCACAUUCUACCAUCACAUCCCUCUGGUCUUCAGUGCGUGCGUCUACACGUUGCCGUAUGGCGACAGUGACGCACCAUGCCACCCUAGUGACAUAGCAAUCAUGUGAAUCUACACACGAUAGCUAUGUUGCUGUCGCAGCGCAGUCCCUGCUUAUAGCGCACCACUACAGCAUGUGUGCCGCCUGUACAGUGCAGUAUGGGCAGUUAUUGCGCCGUUGUAGUACUUCCAAAAGGAAGUACUAAAAUACAGUGAUGUGUAGACAUGCCCAGUAAGUCAUAACCGUCAAGUGGGAUUGCUACCUUGAAGUCAAUGGAGCCACACCAGUAGCUUAAUUUCUAUACUGGUACAAGGACUUCUUUUUUGUAGCAGACUGCCACUAGGUUUUGUACGAGCACACUAUUUGUAUGCGGCACUGCAACCAGUUAACAAGAGCCAGUGUUAUGAGUCAGGGACCACAUCAUGAGAUCAUCUGUUUACACCACUUCCAAAUAUCGCUCAUUUUGUUUAUUGUUCUUUUAACUUUUCCUGGCUCUCAUCUGAGUAAGGGUCUUCUUUUUCAGACACUCCAUAGAGAAUAAUACCAACACAAUUCUUCGUCCCAAGAAACAAGCAGCGUCAGAAUUAGGAAACAUGCUGAGGCUAUAUUAAGCUUGUUAUGCUGACUAGCAGCCAGAAAGGCUUUGCCUUUGUCUGGAAAACUAGAGAGAACCUGGUAUCUGACACACUGCAUGAUUAAACACUGAACAUGUUUAAGAGGACAUCCACAGGAACCUGGGGUUACAAUAAGUACUGAAGGUGUGCAUUGUCUGGCGUCUUGACAAGAUAAAAUAACCAUGCCGACCAAGUAUAUUUUUAUUUAAUUAUUAUAAAGUCAUUUAUAUCUAAGUAAAAGCUGUAUACAGUAACUGAUGUUUAAAGUGUCUGAGGUAAAUGCUUAAUACCAUUAGUAUAAAUAAGGAAUAAAAAUAAAACGGUGUGCUCUACUGUUCAGAGUCCA